Acyrthosiphon pisum (pea aphid) is the source of this 1844-nucleotide messenger RNA. RefSeq names its product sugar transporter ERD6-like 6. The transcript is spliced from 6 exons. Gene Ontology annotation, cellular component: membrane. The coding region runs from base 282 to 1508 and encodes 408 amino acids. Gene Ontology annotation, biological process: transmembrane transport. Lineage: Eukaryota; Metazoa; Arthropoda; Insecta; Hemiptera; Aphididae. Gene Ontology annotation, molecular function: transmembrane transporter activity. The record is from RefSeq and is a predicted model, not a curated record.
AUAGAUGUUAUUAUUUAAUUUAUUUUUUAUGUUUACAUUUAAUUUAAUGCAUUAAAUUGAUUUGCGAAAAACGUUAGUUUUGGAUUUCAUUACAUGUGUAUAAGUUUUUACCAAAACAAUUAUGUCGGAAAGUAUUGUCAUACAAGAGAGCAUACUACGACAGGUUAUUUAUACUAUUUUAGGUAACGCGUGUUCAAAGGUUAUAAAAAUCGAGAAUUAUUCUUAUAAGAUUUUUUGAUUGUAUAUGUUAUUAAGUGUCCGGGUGUUCUUUAACGGUCGGCAUGUGUUUGGAGUGGACGUGGCAUGACGAUGACGUGACAACGGAAAACGAUUGGAGUACAUCGGAAAAUAUGUCAAAAACUCUCAUAUACGGAGGGGCAAUUAUCAGCGCUGGACCGGCGGCGCUUAUUGCGUCGAUGCAGACAAAACUCAGAGAGGUGCUAACCAUCGGGACAUUGUUCACCCUCUGCGGGUCAAUUGUGCUCAUGACGUGCUCGACCGGCGCAUUGUCCACACUGAUUACUGGACGAAUCCUACACGGCAUGGGUGCUGGGAUCGUGUGUGUUGUCGUGCCCAAUUACGCAGCAGAAAUCACCGAGCCAAAGUACAGAGACGUGUUAACUGGUUUGCAUCAUAUAUACUUGUUAAGCGGUAUGAUGUUGUCACACUUUGCCGAUGAUUAUUGCACGUAUUCAUAUGUGAAUGUUGGAAUUGUAGGUAUGGCAAUUUUAAACUUGAUAGUAUUAUGUGUUAUCGAAGAUCCACCUUGUUUUCAAUUGAUAUUUUAUGAAAACUUACGAAAGAGCGAAUCAGAUUGUAAAUGCAUUGAUGUAUCGAGCAAUAGUUGUCACAAGCUUUUAAGAUACCGUGACAUCGACAAAAUUAUGGAGCUGUCUUCGAUUUUUACGAAAAAACAAUACUAUCGACCACUGUUUAUUAACAUCUGUUUAAUAAGUAUCCAACAAUUUACUGGUAACAUUUCAUUGAUGGAUAAAUUACAUUGUGCGUAUGGAAAACAACUACCGAUAAGUGGAAUGUUAUCAACUAUAACUGGUUUCCAACUCAUUUCAUCAAUUUGUUGUUUAUUAACUAUAUAUAUUUUGGGAAAGAAAAAUUUAUUAAUCAUCUCAGGAAUUGGAAUGACAAUCACUUUAUCUUUGGUGAUUAACACAUUAUAUUAUAUGAAAAGUUUCGAUAAGUUAUGGUUACCUAAUUUAAUCAUUAUGUAUAUUAUUUUUUAUUCGAUUGGAUAUGGUCCAAUUCCAUGGAUUUUAAUGCCACAAAUUUGCCCAAGAAAAUCGAAAUUGUGGACAUCUGGAGUCGCUGUAAGUCUAUACGCUUUUUUAAAUUUAAUUAUCAAUCAGCCAUUUAUCAACAAUAUACGAUAUAUGAUGUACAUGUCAAGUGGAGUGGACAUUUUUCUAUUCAUGUUCACUAUUGUAAGUGUUUUUGGUACAGUUUUUGCAUGUAUAUUCAUACCAAAAAUAAAAGAUCGUAUUUCUUCAUAAAAUGUAUGCGUUCCAUCAUUUAAGAUUACAGAUAAAAAUAAACGAAUUUUCCUACUUUUUUUAUUUUUCCUUAGUAGUGUUUAAUUUAGAAGGUUUACAAAGCAGUAAAAAGCUUUUAAAAAGGUCUUGACAUGGCAAAAAAACCUCUCUAUAUUGUGAUAAAGUUUGUGGAUUUUGUACAACCAUAAUGUAAAAACGGUAAAAAUACUCAAGACCUCCAAAAAUAUGGAAUAUAAAAUGCAAGAAAAAGCACACUUCACAAAUAAAUUUACAUUAACUUUCUGGGUUCUACUUCUAAAGGCAUAUCUAUUAUGAUAAUUGAAUAGGUAUAUACGU